Messenger RNA from Trypanosoma theileri, 1395 nucleotides. RefSeq lists its product as uncharacterized. The transcript has a single exon. Bases 1 to 1395 code for a protein of 464 amino acids. The record is from RefSeq and is a predicted model, not a curated record. NCBI's taxonomy places the organism in Eukaryota, Euglenozoa, Kinetoplastea, Trypanosomatida, Trypanosomatidae.
AUGACGGACGGAGUACGGCACUAUGUGAGUGAUUGUCUCCAACAGCGGCACCCGUACGAUGCCCGCAGCGCCUUCGCCGGUCGUCCGCAGCGCGACGCUGGACUUGUUUUCUCCGGCCGGCCGCCAAUUGCGAUUGACGAUUGGAUCGCGGCUCUCAGCGACACCGUUGUGGGCGACGUGCAGCGUGGGAGGGCACUGCGGCUUCUCAUUGCACACACCGCAUCACAGGAGGAGAAGAUAACACUACUGCGGAAAGAUAUUGUGACUAGACUCGUGGCAUUACUGAAUACGAAACCAUCACCAGAUGUGGAGUGUCAAACAUUUGCGUUGAUGCGCUCACUUUGUGUGAUACCACAAGGAUGUCAAUGUGUUAUGGAUGCAGGCGGUCUGGAAGCUGCUAUGCGAUCUGCUCAAGAUACUUCCAUGGGAGAGGAACGCCUAGAUGCUAGGGUAAUGGCAGUAAGAGUAAUAUAUCAAAUUAGCUUUAAUGCGGCAGGUGUACGUUGGUUACUUGGAGUAGAAGUGCCCCAUGGAUUUGAAUUGUUAGAUGCUGUUUCCACUACAUCUUGUGUAGCACCAGUAACAAAAGAAGCCGUCAUUGCUACCCUUGUAUUUAUCCUUCAACAUGAUGCAAAGUUUGAUGGAAGUGGUAUGAAUAGUAGUACUACUACUAUUGGUAGUAAUAGUGAUGUUAGUAAUAAGACUAGUGGUGGUUCUCCUGUUUUGCAGAUGAUAUUAUAUGCUGUUACUGCCUUAGCACAGUUAACAGCCGUAACAGAAGGUAUCUUUGCUGCAAUGAAUGGAAAUGCUGUGACUGAAGUGGCUGCUCUCAUACAUAAGUAUGCUUCUAACACUAUUUGGUUAAUAGAUCGAGAAAUUGUGGGAAUUGUGACACAACUUAUUAUUAUUAUAUGGAAUGUUUCACUUGAACAAAGUGGAGCAGAACUUGUUGGAGAACUUGGUGUUCCAGAUGAUCUUUUUUCACUUAUUGCCAUUCUUUACAGACAAAGUAUCUCAUCUAAUGGUCCUUUACUUCGUGCAUUAACUGGAGCAUUAUCUGCGGUUUACAAAUUACUUUCUGUAAAACAAAAAAGCUUAGAUCCUUUGGUCGGUGAACUUUCUCGUAUUCAAGUUUUGUACGAAUUCCUUCGUAGUAUUAAUGAUGUGGUUAGUACCGCUAAAGUUAGUCAGAAUGAACCACAUCCAGAUGUUGUAGCAAUAUCAAAGAAUGUUGUCCUAUGUACUCGAUUCGCUAUGGAACUGAAGUCUGUACGUGACUUUACACGUAAAUUUCUUGAAGAAAUGGGUAAAAAUGGCACUAAUGAAGCAUUCUAUUUUAGAAGACAACUUUUCUAUUCUACAAAGUGGGAAAAAGAAUUUGAUGCCUCCGUAUAG